This is a messenger RNA of Saccoglossus kowalevskii, 1748 nucleotides long. RefSeq lists its product as uncharacterized. The record is from RefSeq and is a predicted model, not a curated record. NCBI's taxonomy places the organism in Eukaryota, Metazoa, Hemichordata, Enteropneusta, Harrimaniidae. Gene Ontology annotation, molecular function: RNA binding; zinc ion binding.
UCGUUUUCUUGGUGGGAGUAUUCCGAGUGCAGCGUGAGCUCCUCAUUGGUGCACAUUUUCUUGAAUUUUGUCAGCUUUUACGGAUUAAAACUCAUGAGUCGUUACAGAUCAUACUCUAGAUCUAGAUCGCGCUCUCGAUCUAGAUCUAGAUCACCUCGAAGAGAUUAUAGGUCACGGCGGUAUAGUGGUGGUGGUGGUGGUGGGGGUGGUUAUGGUGGCUAUGGCGGUGGCGGAGGAGGAUAUAGUCAGCGACGUUCCAGGAGUCCAGAAGACUAUGGAACAAGGCUUUAUGUAGGUGAUUUGGGCAUCGACUGCUCAAAGACUGAAAUUGAGAGGUCGUUUGGAAGGUUUGGCAAGAUAACAGAAGUGUGGGUAGCGAGAAAUCCACCAUGCUUUGCUUUUGUUGUCUACAAGCGUCGUGAGGAUGCUGAAGAGGCUAUGAGGGAGAUGGAUGGAAGAAUGGUGUGCGGUGGUAGAGUCAGAGUGAAUAUUGCCAGGCCUCGUACUCGCGGCAGGGGUCGGAGGGGUUUUGAUCCAAACCUUAGAUGUUACCAGUGUGGUGAACGUGGUCACUUCUCCAGAGAUUGUCGGUACUCUUCACGAAGGCGUUUCACCAGGUCCCGUUCACGUUCCAUUUCUCGCUCUAGACAAAGCAGAAGUAGAAGUAGGAGCCGGAGUAGAAGCAGGAGCAGAAGUCGCGAUAGAAGUCGUUCAUUGUCCAAGCACAAGAGCAAAAGUCCCAAAAAACGAAGUUAUUCAAGAUCUCGUUCCCGCUCAAAAUCGCGGUCCCCAGCUCCAAGUAAAAAUCACAAAAGAAGCAGAUCUGGAUCGUUGAGAAGCUCAAGUAAAAGCCCUCGGAAAAGGAGGAGUGAAUCUGGUUCACCAAGAAGAGAUGGCACCAGCCCCGCUAGAAGGUUUGCUGAAAUAGAAAAGUCUGCUGUAAUAAUAGAUUCAGCCUGAUAACAAUUAUAAACAACUCAUCUCAUUGCCAACACAGGUCCCCUACAUUUGAAAAAGAAACUCCAAAAAAAUCACCGAAAAUCAAGUUAGAUAAAUCUGAAGAACAUCAACCAAAUUCAAUUAAGUCAGAAAACUCUGAUCAAGAAACAACAACCACAGCCACAGUUACAGAAGAUGUGAAGACUGAAGAAUAAUUUACAUAAAUUGUAUUUGGAAGUUGAAUACCAAUAUUAGUCUAAGACAGGUUACAAAACUAAUGCAUGAUAAAUAUGUAAAUAGCGAAUGUACAUGAUAUAGUAGCUUCAAUUAUGUGAACAUCUCAAGUACCUUUAUCUGUAUGUUCUGUACACUUAAUAAUCUUAUGCUAGCAAUACAUCCAUACACAACCUGAUCAACCCAUGCCUGAAACAUUGACUGGGCUAGAAUAAAUUGCCUUCCUGGUCAGACUGGAUUUGUUUGAUUAUGUAUUUUCGUCUUUUUUUUCUUUUUUUUUAAAUCUGUGUUGAUUAUAAAGGCACUGGGUUGUUCCUCUCAGCCGUUUGUCAUGUUGUAUUUCGUUGUAGAUCAUAAAGUAAUGGUCUUGUUCCUGUAUGUAUUUUAGCUUCUGUAAUGUUUAACAGGGUUAAUAAGAGAGGACAAUCCUAUUUUGUUGUGUUGUGUUGUGAAACUAAUUCAUGCUCUCAAAACAUGAGUGAAAAAUUAGUCUCCUCUCAAACUGUAUUUGAAAAGUGUAUUCAAAGUGUAAAAUUAUGUUCCAGUUUAUCCAGAAUAAAGUUUUUCAAAUUAAA